Molecule: messenger RNA, 2326 nt
Organism: Scutellospora calospora
Lineage: Eukaryota; Fungi; Glomeromycota; Glomeromycetes; Diversisporales; Gigasporaceae
Source: the annotation of a GenBank genome assembly
UCAAUAUAAUUUAAAUGAUUAUACGUUUAAAUAUCCCGUUAGUUGGAUCUCGAAAAAUGAUUUGCAUUCGGUAAAAGGAUUUGAAAAUGAUUUUGUGAGAUGGGGAAAGGAAAUGAAAUUCAUUAAUAAUGAUAAAGAAGAAAUGACAAUUCGUGAAAUGUCUCUUGAUAAAUAUGUUGAUGAUCUUGAUGUAGAAGGAUGUGAUGAUAUUUUGUUAUCUGAGAAAAAAUUUUCAAAGCUUUUUACUACACGUGGAAGAUAUGAUGAAAAAUUAUUGGACGAAUAUGAUGGUGCUUUUAAUGAUCCUAAAGUUUUAAUAAAAGAUAUUAAAGAUAUGAAUGAUCCUAUCUGUAUUGCUUGGUUGCAAUUAUGUGAUGAAUUAGAGAAUGAACGAAGUAAAGAAUUUGUUAAAAGAUUAAUGAAUGAGAUGAAAUUUUGGAUUUUCGCAUCUUUAAAAGAAAAGAAUGCUGUGAUUGAUUACAGAAAUACAAAAAAACAUAUAUCUUUUCAUGAUUAUAUGGAAAUACGUAAAUAUGGUAUAGGGAUGAUUCCGACUUCUUCACUUAUAGAAAAUAUUAUUGAUUAUGAGAUUGAUCCUGAUUUUUUUAAACAUCCUUCUAUGAAAAGAAUUUGUUAUAUAUCUUGUAUUAUAUUCACACUAACAAAUGAUUCAUUUAGUUUUUGGAAGGAUAUUGAGAAUGAAUGGGUAAAUUCUAUAGUAGCGAUUUCACAAGAGAAAAAUAUUAGUUAUGAAGAAGCUAGUAAAAAAAUUGUUGAUUAUCAUAACGAGAUAGUAAAAGAAUUUGAUACGAUAGUUGAAACAUUGGAUGUAUCUGAUGAUAUUAAAAAAUAUAUACAACAUUUAAGAGUAGUACUUAGGGGAUUUGCUGAAUUUGGAUUAAGAUCUAAGAGGUAUAUUAAAGAUAGAGAUAUUAACGUUAAAAAUUUUGAUAAUCCUAAAAAUAAAUCUUAUUACUUACGUAUUGAAUAUAUCCAAGAUAAAAGAAAACAUGUAAUCGAGAAAUAUCACAAGAAAAAAGAAAAUCUUGAGAAAAUAUUAGAAGAGUAUAAAUCAGAUUUUAAAAAGUACAAUGAUGGAAUUGAUGAGAAUAAGAAAAAAAAGAAAGAGAUUGAAAAGAUGCUAUUGAUUCAAAAUAAUAGUUUUAUUGUAGAUUACGAUAUUUUAAAAAGGUUAAAAGAUAUAGAUAAAAGGAAAAAACAAUUAAAAUACAUGUUUACUGAAGAAUUAUCAAAAGAAAAUCAAAAUUAUAUCGAUACAUAUGUAUCAAAAAGAGAAGAUAUUGAUACUAAUGAUCAACUUUUUGUAAGAGAAUUGAUUUGGAAUAAGGGAAAUAAUAUAUUUAGAUAUUCUUCGAUGAUAAAGUUAAUAGAUGUUUAUCAUAUUUAUCGAUAUUUGUUUCGAGAUGUACACGCUACUAGAAUUUUUAUAAAUUUAUUAUAUGAUAAUAAUGAAAAAAUAUAUUUGUAUUUGAAUGAUUUAAUUACUAAAAAAGAUGGAGGAAGUAUAGUUUGUGAUUUAAAUUCUGAUAUGUUUAUACAAUAUUAUUUCGAUAAUGAUUUUUCAAUAUUUCCCUUGAAUUGUAUUCGAGAAAAUUGUAAAAUUGAUAAUAAUGAUGGUAAUAUAACGGUUUAUUGUGGUAGUUUAUGGGAUUUAUUAAAUGCAUACAAACAUGAUAUUUAUGAAGAGUCAGAUAUUCCAUAUAGUUGGAAUGAUCAUGUUCCGUAUGCUAUAUUCGAAUCCAGGGAGAAAUAUUAUCGUGAAUCUUCAGAUUAUAAUCGAUAUUGUGAAUAUUACGAGAAAAUAUAUCAUAGUGUAUUGGAAAUAAUGGAUAAUUCUAUUUUGGAUACGGAUAAAGUUGUAAAAACUUUAGGUAUUUCAAAAAAUUUAGAAAAUAUGAUUGAUGAAUUUUGGACUGAUGGUAGUUAUUUUAAUUAUGAAAUAAAGCGAUCUAGUAUUAGAGUAUUUUUUGGUAAUAACGAUCCAAGAAAUUUAUCCGAACGGUUACAUAAAGAUCAUAACGAUGCUAAUCGAGCUGAGAUAUGUGCAGUUAUCUGGGCUCUUGAAAUAUGUGAAGAUAUAAAGACUUUAGAAGUUAUUACAGACAGUGGGUGUGUUAUGGGUAUUGUUACUGGACGUGAUAAAAAAUGUAAAAAACAUAUUGAAUUAAAAAGAAGAUUAAAAUUUUUGAUUAAUAAUCGAAAAGGAGUUAUAAAAUUUACCGAGGUUAAAAGUUUUAGUGUUUAUGGUAAUAAACAAGCAGAUCGUUUAGCUAAGAAUGGAGCAUAUAAAAAUUUUGAAGGAUGA